GAUUUUUUUCUCAGGGAUUUGCACCUUGCGAGCUUGUAUAAAAUUUAACAUGCAAGUUGCUGUUUUACUGGUCUGUCAUGUAGUGCUCAAUGACGUAUAUGCGGAACUGUACACAAUUUGGUGUAUAGAACAGGUCGGGUCUAGGUUGCAAGUCCAAGUUUAACUCUUAAUUCGAUCAUCAAAUUAUUAUAGAUAUAAAGAAACGAUUGCAUCACGUUCUGAAACUUUUGCUCUUCGUACUCAAGGCCUGCCUAAAUAGAAACUGUAAUUUUGAUAUUUGUCUAGGUUAAAGAAUUUGCUUAAGAAAUUGUUUGUCCUCGUGACAUGUCUCCCAUUGGCAAACGGAUUGGGCAAUGUUCACAUUAUACAAGUUUUCAAAAUCAGCAUUUUCUGUCCCCAGAUUAAGGCGGUGCUGCGACAAGUUUAUGUUCAUAAUCGUUGUGAUAUCAAUGCUCUAGAUGACAUGCUCUAGAAUACUCUAGAUCCAUUGGAAGUUCUGCAGUGCGUGAAAUGACACGGAAUCAUGAAUCUCUUUGAGGCAUCCCUCAUGUAAUUUGAUACAGUUUUCUCGAAUCCAGCUCUCUUUAUAUUCUUUUACUAUCAUAUGAAAUCCCUCUUUAAAGCUAACAGUUCGAAAUGGAUUGAACUUGCAUUCCAUCCAUUGAACUGCAUCUUUUGUAUCAGUGUGGUUUUUUCAUGAAUUAUUCACAAUCCUCUUAACAUAACAGAUUGAAUCUUCUCGAGAUCAAAUAACAGCUCUACAAAAGGCUGUAAUUUAUAAGGAUGUGAAUUGGCCAGUAUCAUUUAGUUUAUGAACUUGCUAUAUAUCAGGACCAGUUUUCUUUCUGCGAUGUUUGCUUGCGAAACAAAGUGAGCCUUUGUCUUCGUUGAUUUGCUGCUGGUUCGUUUUCAUCAAUAAUUCUUUAGUUUAAUCAAGCAUAUAUGGUGUCGCAUAAAUUUUUAAUGCUCCUUAUAUGGAUUUAUAUAUACUUCAAAAUCAAAAACUGGCAAUCAAUUUUAAAGCCGACCAUACAUGUGCUAUGUCACCUUAGUGACACUGAUGUAAACAAUGAUGUGAAUGGCACUUACUUCAAAGGAACAUUUGUAUGCAUGAACGGAAAAGCGUGUGCGAGAAUAAUGCUAGCAAUUUUCUUGGGUACUGUCACACCUGUUUUUCAAGGGGAUGAAGAUGGUUUCUACAAACUAAUGGUCAGAGUAGACAUUCCUACGUGUUGCAAAAGAUCGGCAUUUUCCAUUCCAUAGUAUUCGUAAGCAGGUUCUUGAUUCAGUUUUUGGUUGAAUCGGCUGAUAUCCUCUAGAAAUCGUGUUUAGAGGCGAAAACAACAUGUAUGCCGCUGUAUUGCGUGAUAUUGCCGAAGAGCUAUUAGAGAUCAAUGGCAAAAGUAUUUUGAAUUCAACGAAUAUUACUGUAGAUUCUACGAAAAAUGAUUCUCGAGGUUCUCGAGACAUUAGCAAGUACACGGACUUUGAACGGAAUGCAUUUCCGAAAUGGGAUAGUGGGCAUCUUUUACAGCUAACAAUUGCCACUGGGGCUCUUAUAAUCCUGCUUAACUCGUACAUCAUUAGUUUGUUUGUACGCUUCAAGAUUUUAAGACACAAACAAAACAUUUUCCCGGCAAACAUGACUGUAUCUGAUGUGCUUGUGGGCCUAAUCGUGAUUCCGCUAUUUGUCGUCAGUGAGGAGACUACAACAAUUACAGAGAGUACGAAUUUUAUUUCCACACGUCGAAUUCAUCAUCAGAGUAGGGUUUUGUUGAUUUUCAACAAUCUUGUUAGCAUUUAUAGCUUAGCUGCUGUUAUUUCUCAUCGAGCGAUUGCCAUAUGCUUUCCGCUCAAACACCGACAGCAUUUUACAGCACGCAAGGCUGUUGUUGUGGUAGUAACAAUAUGGCUCUUAUCACUUGUUUUUGCCGCCAUAUCUUUUGCUGAGUACAAACCGUUGUAUGAUAAUGACCACCUCAAUGAUGCCACUCAACUGCUGAUUUUCUUAAACCAGCUUUUCAAGCAACUUGAAACAUACAAAUAUUACGAUGAUGUAUUCAUCUCUUUAUGCUUUCUUGCUACGACCGUAUCAGGAGUAGCGCUCCUUGGUAUUUGUGUUGUUGUAAGAAAAAGUCGACGGCAAAUGUCUCAACGCGCCAAUGCCAGGCGUCAAAAACGAAUGGUUGAGGAAUCGAAAGCUGCAUUGAUGCUCAGCUUCAUGUUUGCUGGAGUAUUAGUUUGGGUCACUGUAACGGCCUAUCUUGGGGAGGUAGAACGCCAUAAGGAGAAAUAUUUAGGUAUGAAUCUUGGCCGAUUUGCCUUGUCUAUCUUCAACCCUGUGCUCUACACUCUGAUGAAGUCGGAUUUCCAGGAAAAGGCAAAAGAAGAUUUAUUCAGAGUCAAAAAAGCUUUACAGUCUAUAUCAUGCAAAAUAUGGCUGAAGGGACAAAGAAACUGCAACAAUGACCAACAAACAGAGCCGAAAUCUAUAGAGCUUCAAAUAGUAGGAGCGCAUUCUUCUCGGGAGUAAAUGGCGGAAGUAUUAUCGUAAAUGAUAUUGACUAUAAACGACAACCCCAUCCCUGGCAACUAAAAUUUCCAUUGCCUGGUCAUGUUCUCCACUAGGAUGGCAUAAUUCCCAACUGUUUUGCGUGUCAAAGUGACAAGUUCUAUAAAGAUGUACAGAACAUUACAAUUGGCUAAGACUAAUUGAAUUAAUAAGUUACAAAAACUACAACUAAGAAGCAAACUUUCAUAAUUGGUGUAGAUUUCUUCUUUUCUUUUGAUGCUGAUUUUGGUUCAUAUGUCUCACGUCAGGGUAACCACUCACUACACAUGGAACUCCCUUCCAAUAUCUCGUAUUUUAUCUUACCUAUACCACAUUGCUUAAUGUAAAUGAGAUCCAUAUUGGAAACCUCUUUCAAGUCUAGAUGAUAUACAACGGAUUAAUAAGUUGAUUCUGACACUCGUACCAGCCUUCUUCAGCAAAAGUAUUGCAUUGGCUUAGACAGAAAUGGCGGCACUGCAGCAAAUAUUUUUAGCUAAUCAAAAUUGAAAUGGCUACAGAAAGUUUCAUAAAAGUCAUAAGAUGACCUUUUUAUUUGGAAAAUGAUGGCAACAGUAUCAAGGUUUAAUACUGAAAACAGCAAAUACAAGAAUAUUCUUGAUUUUUGUCAUUUUCUAAACAAUAUCAACAUUGCAAAGACACGAAAAUAAUAUCUUAUAAAAAUGAACUCGGGAUUACUUACUUUAUUCUUGGAUGUUUAGAACUGCUUCUUUUUCUCACUGUUGUUGGAGAAUAUGCGAAAGGUUUUUGUCGGGGGCCUAAUUUCAGCGGCCGCUUCGUGAUCAAUUGAAACAGAACUCAGUCAAUAAAAUUUGUCAGGCCCAUCUUUUCCAGCCAAUUGCGAUGUUGUUAAGAUAACAAAUAAUGCUGAAUAUUUUCUUAGCAUAAUUUGAAUGUUUGCCGCUGCUCUUUGAAACGAAGUUUUUUCUUCCCCCCAGCUUUUUCGCUUAAGACAGUUUGACUUGAGCUGGUAAAUGUGAAAGUUUUUUGCAAGGUGCUGGGUUGGCAAAACUUCAUAACACUAUAGUUGGAUGCAAUUUAUAUAACUACUGAAUCAGCUUGGAUAGCAAUCUUUUUCACGUGUAAUACUGAAAUAGCAAGCUGGCACGGACUAAACCUUUGAAUUGGCUUUGUUUUAAUUUUUAUAAGCGAAAUGAAACUUGCUUGUGUAUCUGGUUGUCUUCAGGUAUUUUUGACUCUUGAACCGUUUAUUUUUUAUUUUUCAACAAAUGCCGAUAGUACUUUCCUGAUAGCAUUAUAAAGGUUAUACAAGCAACUUGAUUCUAUUUGUCAUUAAUGUAUGGAAAGUAUUCAAGCCAUUUCGAAAUUAUUGUAAUAAUUAUGAAUCAUGGACCUUACGAAAUAACUAUGUCUUGAAGGCUGUCGUUUUACUCUUUUCCUUUAUAGAGCAAUUCUGUUUGUUUUGCUGAAAGCUUUUAUGUCGUUAAAAAGUAACGAUGAGCCUCGUUGCUCAAUUGCCUCGUUGCCCAGCAGCUUUGUUGCCCAACGGCUUCGUUGCCCAACGAAGCUUCGCUGCCCAACAGUCUCGUUGCCCAACGAAGCUUCGCUGCCCAACGGCCUCGAUUCUGAACGGCCUCGAUUCCGAACGGCCUCGGUGCCCAACAGUCUUUUUUCUCAUUUCGCAUAUGUUGGCGAAUGGCUGGAGCUAGCAUAGAAGACCACUACCAUCCCAUCUGCACAUGUUAGAAGUUAUUUUCAUAAAAAAUUUAAAGCACCCUUUUUACCGUGAAACAAAAGCCUUAACCAGAGAAGCAGUAAACUAAAUUACCCGACGCAAGUUGUGUUUUUAAAAAUGUAAUUGUUUCCAAUGUAAUGGACAUUUUUCAUUUUCCAUUUGUUGGUUUACUUUGGCGGAUAUUUUAAAAGGUUUUAAUGGUUUUAUGUUUUAAUCUGGUUUGAAGUUAAUUUUCUUGUUGAAACGUUAUUUGAGUUUUUGUGAAACAUUGUUACAAUACUAUGUGAAAUUUUUGUUUUUUUUCUCUGUUUCACAACUUUCUCAAACCCUCAAUGUCAAUCUUACUGAAUAUUCAUUUCUCUAGACUUAAAAUGAAAAAUUUAUCGUUAAACUAAAUUCCCAUUGAAUUAUGCUUACGAUUGUG
Rhopilema esculentum is the source of this 4689-nucleotide messenger RNA. RefSeq lists its product as uncharacterized. Gene Ontology annotation, cellular component: plasma membrane. Gene Ontology annotation, molecular function: G protein-coupled receptor activity. Gene Ontology annotation, biological process: G protein-coupled receptor signaling pathway. NCBI's taxonomy places the organism in Eukaryota, Metazoa, Cnidaria, Scyphozoa, Rhizostomeae, Rhizostomatidae. The record is from RefSeq and is a predicted model, not a curated record.